AUGAAAUAUCUGCAUAGACUGUUAUGUGCCAUAAUUUUGAUACAAACAGCAAAUUUCGCUUAUUCGCAAGAUGAAAUUUUUUUUUCGAAGAACGAUAAAGAUUUAUCUAUAAAUGAAGAGAAACAGCCCAUUAAUGAAUUACCAAAACCUAUUUUAAUAAACCUUCGAAAUCAACGAGAUAUGUUAGCAGAGCAAGAACCAAUCGAAGACAACGUAAGUAAUAGAGAACACCGAUCACAUCGACCCACUCUCAUGGAAAUUGCAUUACAAGCGUCAGUACAAGAAGGCCUAAAUGCAGUGUCACAACUCUAUCACAAUAUUGAACCUAAUAUUAUUAAAAAUCGUCAAUUACUUGAUGAUAAUCAUCCCGCUGCGUUGCUCUCGAAAUUUAGUGCACCUGUUGAGAAUACCGAACAAAGAGAAAUGGCUGCAUAUGCCAUGAUUUCAACAACCAAAGCAUUCAGAAAAAAGUAA
Molecule: messenger RNA, 474 nt
Organism: Teleopsis dalmanni
Lineage: Eukaryota; Metazoa; Arthropoda; Insecta; Diptera; Diopsidae
Exons: 2
Coding region: 1-474 (157 amino acids)
Source: RefSeq, a predicted model, not a curated record